Molecule: messenger RNA, 879 nt
Organism: Dovyalis caffra
Lineage: Eukaryota; Viridiplantae; Streptophyta; Magnoliopsida; Malpighiales; Salicaceae
Source: the annotation of a GenBank genome assembly
AUGGGGAAAGCUACAAGGAUUACUCUUCUCUUAAUUUCACUUUUCUUGAAACAAACACUGUGCCAGGAUUUUGGAGAACAUUCGGCUGCGAGAACUGUUAAGCAAGAAGAAGAGCAUGUGCACGAAGUACAUUGCUCUAGAGAAAGAAGUAGGGCUGCCUGGCAAGCUAUAGAAGAGUAUUUGAUGCCGUUUGUGGAACGAGAGAAUUAUCAGAUUUCUAGUAAGUGUAGGCUUCAUCCAAGCAAUGAUCUGUUUAGGGAUCAAGAGCAACAUAAGGUUCAUGUAGACGUAAAUGAAUGGAAGUGCGGAUACUGUAGAAAAAGUUUCCGUGCCGAAAAGUUUCUCGAUCAGCAUUUUGACAACCGGCAUUACAAUCUUCUUAAUAUUAGUGAUGGCAAGUGCUUAGCUGAUUUAUGUGGAGCUUUGCAUUGUGAUUUCAUGAUGGAUUCCAAGUCGGCGAAGACCAAGUGCAAUCCUGCUGCUGUUGCAAAGAAUCGCCACCUUUGUGAGAGUCUUGCAGAUAGCUGCUUUCCUCUCAAUCAAAGCCCUUCAGCAAGUCACCUGCAUGAAUUGUUUUUGCACCAAUUUUGUGAUGCUCACACUUGCUCAGGGAAAAGAAAACUUUUUCCUAAGGGUGGCAAGAAGAAAACAAGGGUAUUCUACCUGGCUAUUUCAAUUCUGACUAUGAUGAUGAUCCCCCUAUUCUAUGUCAUUGUUUAUUUGCAUCAAAGUGAAAUGAGGAAGGGAACGCAAGAGCUGAGGAGAAUCUCAAAAGUUAGGCUCCUGGAAUCACUCUCUGUUGAAGAAAUGGAGGAUGAGGAUAGGAAGAUGAAUGAUUGUGAAGAUUUGUUGACUCUCCCUUUGAAGGGUCCUGUGUAA